UUUUAUGUUUUGUGAUUACCGAGUGGAAGAUGUAAGAAGGUCAGGUCGUAGGUCGUAGGGUCGAUAUGACGAUUAUUUGUGAUUCUUGUGGGGAUGAGGAGAAAGAGGGAAGAGGUAUUUUUGAAAGGUGGGUUUUAGGUUUAUUUGGAAUAUGACAAAGAGAAGGAAGGUCUGUUUAAACUCGGGUAAGAGGAAAGAGUCGUAUGUGAAGAUGGUGAAGAACUCGGGCGGAGGUAGAGCGGGUGAAGAUUUCGUCAAUGGUUUUGAAGGCCUGAAAAUGUGGAGGUUCAGGAAGACUUGUGUGUUUUGAAUUUUGCUUAUCUCCGUGUGGAAUGGUCGUAGUGAUAAGAAAAACAGAACCGUUUUCCUUGUUCGAUAUAACUUGAAGAGAAGUAGUGGCGAGGUUUCGUUAAAAGAUUCAAGUGACUUGGAAAAUAUUGAUUAUCGUGGGUGUGGGGUCCGUGAGAUAGUCAAAGACGGAUGAAAGGUGUGUCUGAUCACUUAGAGUAAACGAAACAAGUCUCACGGUUGUAUAGACGAUGAGAAGUAGAGCUAAAGUUGAUAAAAACGAAAGACCACCUGGUUUCUUUUGGCUUUUUAUAUGGCG
This is a messenger RNA of Tremella mesenterica DSM 1558, 607 nucleotides long. RefSeq lists its product as uncharacterized. The record is from RefSeq and is a predicted model, not a curated record. The transcript has a single exon. Bases 152 to 310 code for a protein of 52 amino acids. NCBI's taxonomy places the organism in Eukaryota, Fungi, Basidiomycota, Tremellomycetes, Tremellales, Tremellaceae.